Chara braunii is the source of this 3893-nucleotide messenger RNA. The record is from the annotation of a GenBank genome assembly. NCBI's taxonomy places the organism in Eukaryota, Viridiplantae, Streptophyta, Charophyceae, Charales, Characeae.
CCCGGUUCCAGAUCCAGGGCAGUAGAGCACUUCACUAAACAAAAGGCACACUGCCCGCGGCGGACUGGAGAGAUCUUGUGGCAAUUGCAGCGAGCAGUAGUCAUGCUCAGGGACCCGCUUUCACAGAGAUUGGCCGCGGAGCAUGCUGAUGCCUUGGAGGGGACGCUGGCUAUGGAUGACAUGUGCGGAGGUGAGGGUGCUGUCGAGCCGGAUGAACCCGCAAGAGAUACAGAAGUCCCUGCCACUGAGCAGGGCAGAGGUGCGGACAGCGUGGAUCGUGCAGAGGAGCUGCCUGUACAAAGACGUGAUGCAGAUGAUGGACGCGCCCGAUUGCGGUCACUUGCCGGUAUGGCGGGUGGGGGCGAUGGGGUGGGGGGGCAGAGCAACUCCUGGCACGCAGGUUGCAACCACACAUGUGGGGUUGAGAGCGAGACAGAGGACCUUGGAUCCUUUCCUGGGGAACAAGGUGCAAAAAGAUCUGGACCGUCCCUUGGCACUUGCCAUGUAUCGAGGCGGUGUUUCCUUCAACUGGCUGCGGUUGAAGGAGACGCAGGAUUAUUGGGACUAUAUUAUCACUCUCCUGCGUCCCUCCAUUGUGCCGGUCCCGCGCCUGCUGACAUACAAGGGAGUCAGGACGAGGAUGCUGGACAUUAUCUACCACGAGGUCGCGGCACUCAUCGCCCCUAAGAAGGCAAAGUGGACGAACACCGGAUGCACGUUGAUGACGGACGGGGCGACGGACCAGAGGAACAAGCCCAUCAUGAACUUCAUCGCAGCAGGGCAGUCUGGACCGGUCCUCAUUCGUAGAAUCGACAUGUCAGACCGGGAGAAGACUGGCAUCAGUUUGGCGAAGAUAUGGGAGAGUGUCAUACGAGACGACAUUGGGGUCGAGAAUGUCAAUGCGAUUUGCACUGACAAUGCGGAGGUGAUGAAGUCAGCGGCCAACGUUCUGCAGUCCCAUCCAGACCCCGCCAUUGCACGCAUUCCUUGGAUCCCGUGCGCAGCACAUUGCCUGAGCUUGCUGCUGAGGUUCGUGCUUGAUGAGGUGGUGUCGUCAGAUAAGUGGAGACGUGCACGAUGGGCUGGCGAUGCACGGACUGACGAGCCAGAGGUCCGCAGGCUGUGCAGAUCUGAUGCAUGGUGGCAGCAAGUGAAGAGAGUGAUGGACGUGAUGGAGCCGUGUUACAAUUUCCUCAAGGACAUGGACCGCGAUGGGUCGUCACCGCCAGGUUUGUGGGAUCUGCAGUCAAUCCUCCGGAGGAAGAUUGAUGCUCUGCAGUUGGACGAGCAUCAGAGGGCGGUUGUCAUGGAGAGUGUGGCAGAUAGGUGCGUGAUGAUGCGUCAGCCUGCCCAUGCCGCGGCUUAUUUGCUGGAUCCUCGUAGGCGCAACGUGUCGUUGUUGAGGGACCGGUCGGCCCCUGUUGUGCAGAGCGCACUUGACCACUUCGCUCGCACUUUGGGCGGGGACUGGGGGGCAGAGGAGAUGCAAAACCUCUGGGAGGCUUUAUGGACUUUCCAUUCAGAUGAUCCGCGAUACUGGCCAGAGCAUGGACCUCACUGGUGGGACCAGUACGCCACUCGGGAUGCAGCAUCGAGGACCAUGCACCCGAAGUUGUGGUGGGACCUUCACGGCGGCCGUUUCCCAAGGUUGCAAGCCAUCGCGAAGAAGGUGCUUGGCAUGUGGUCGACAACAACUCCUUGCGAGCGCAACUGGGCGACUCACGACUUCAUUCACACGACGAGGCGCAACAACCUCUCCGCUAAGAGUGUUGAGAAACUCGUGUUCAUUCAUUGGAACAUGCAGCUUCUCAGUUCUAGCAGGCGGCCGGAGAGUCGUUAUAUCGACGUGUGGGCGGAUAUGGUAGAGGACCCCCCAGAGGAGAUCGACGACACAGAUGUGAUCCCCCCAGAUGUGGGCGAGGAUGACUGGGAGCUGCAGGAUCAGGUUAAUCGUCGCAAGGACGGCCGUAACUGGAUCAUGUCUUUAUCGGCAGACGAUCGUUUGGCAGAUACAAUGCCCCCAUGGCAGGAUGCGGUGUGGAUGCACCGCGAGAUGAUGGAACAGGUGCAGGCGGAUCGAGGCAGAGGGAAGGCGGUUGCAGAAGACCAGCACGAUAUUUUCGACGAGUGGACGACAUUGGACCCUCACACAGACCUCGACUCGUACGUUGAUGGCAGUUUCCAAGCAGUGAGGACCCUCCGGAGCAAGGUGGGAGGCCACGUCCAUGUCGAGGGCCUGUUGGUGACAGACGAUGCGGAGGGGGCAGACGAGGACAUCGAGCGCCACCACGACGACAUCCCUGCCUCGACCUUGCAGCCACUGGUGGCGGAGAUAGGGUCAUCAGGCGCCACAACAUCACAAUGCGUCAAUCAGCCCUCGUCCUCCCGUGUUGCAGGGCCGACCGCCGCCGACUCCAGAGGUCUGGAGCCACAUGAUUCUGCCACGUUAGGUUCCCCUGCUUGCGCCGUCGACGUGCGCAAGACUGACGGAUCUUCACAGGGUGCAGUACACCGUGCUGCAGUGCACAGGGCAGGGCAGAGGCAUAAUGAUAGCAUGGGCGAGAGGGCAGAUCAGGCAGUGGAGCACAGGGCACAGCACAGGGAGGGGAUGCAACAGGUGGCAGAGCAGUUCUCAGAGCGUCCGGGGGUCAGACAGAGUGUCGUGCAGACGGUGGAUCAGAGGGCGGACGUGGUUGCAGAGGAAUUGAUGGGCCACAGGGCUGAUCAGAGGGUGGGUAACAACACAGACAGUAUGGCGGUGCAGAUUGCAGUGCAGUGGGUGGGGGGAGGUUUGGCCGCGACAGUGGAACAGAGGGCGGUCCAAAGGGUACAUCCAUCUGCUCCCCUUGCUGCAGAUCAUAGGGUGGAGCAGAGGGUGGAGCAGAGGGUGGAGCAGAGGGUGGAGCAGAGGGUGGAAGUUAGGGUGGAUGUGAGUGUGGAGCAGCAAGUGGAUGAGGGGCGAUCAGACAUUGAACGCGAGAGAUUGAGUGACAGUAUGGACGAGAGUGUCGGUGUGGAUCUUGGUGUACAUUGCAUGUCGCCAGCACAUCGCGUGGCAGCUCAGGAGCGAGCAUCUGGAGGAGGUGGGGGAGCUCACGACAGCGUCUCCAAUAAGGUGAUGCAGGGCGGGGGACGCAGCUUGUUAAUGGCAAGUUGCGCACCCUUGACCAGUGUAGCAGGCAUACCGCCAUUGCCAUCACCUACAGACAUCCACUCACCCCGCACUUCCAUGUCUAUUGAGCGCCCUACUCUACCCACAUCACUACGGCCAUCAUCAUCUAGGACUGCUACCAUGCCCGACCGCAGUCCGCUGGGCAUUCCCCCGCUUCCGGCACGACAGUCUUCGACUAUCCGCGAUAAUGUGAAGACGAGCCGUGCUGGCAGGAAGAAGAGACAAAGGGAGGAUGAUGUAGGCGGGGAGCCAUCUCCUGCACGUCGAGGUCGUGGCCGGCCUCGUGGCUCAGGUAGAGGCCGAGGCAAGCAACACCAGUCAUGGGCACUGAGUGCACUAGGCCACGGCAGGUCAGAGACUGGCAAUGUUGCGGAGGGGAUUGCUGCAGGAGUUGAUGUUCUUGCAGGUGUCCGUACAAGAUCUCGAGCAGGCAGUAGAGAGAUGCAGAAAACCUCUACUCGCGUGCUGGACGAUAAUCCUGAUGAGAAUGAUGAUGGCAACACCUCAGAUGAGAUGUCCGGCAGCGACUAUGAAGAGGAGACACGUAUGAGGGGUCAGGAGGAGACACAUAUGAUCCUGAUGAGAAUGAUGAUGGCAACACCUAAGAUGAGAUGUCCGGCAGCGACUAUGAGGAGGAGACACGUAUGAGGGGUCAGGAGGAGACACGUACGAGGAGGAGACACGUAUGAGGGGUCAAGAGGAGACACGUAUGAGGAGGAGA